Numida meleagris (helmeted guineafowl) is the source of this 2115-nucleotide messenger RNA. RefSeq names its product purinergic receptor P2X 1 (gene P2RX1). NCBI's taxonomy places the organism in Eukaryota, Metazoa, Chordata, Aves, Galliformes, Numididae. Gene Ontology annotation, cellular component: plasma membrane; nuclear inner membrane. The transcript is spliced from 15 exons. The record is from RefSeq and is a predicted model, not a curated record. Gene Ontology annotation, biological process: monoatomic cation transmembrane transport; response to ATP. Gene Ontology annotation, molecular function: extracellularly ATP-gated monoatomic cation channel activity; purinergic nucleotide receptor activity; ATP binding. Bases 331 to 1689 code for a protein of 452 amino acids.
CCAAGCACGCAACCAGGGAUGAGGGUUGCCAUGGCAACCCAGGAUGCAAACACCUCUGCCAAGGGCUGAGCACCACCAAAAACAUCCGUCUGUCCGGCUGCACUGGGGCGUUGUGCAGAGCAGAGCCAGCGCUGCUGGGAAGGAGCGAAGAGAGAGGGAAGCCCCAGUCCGGCACGGAGACCCCAGCACCUGCACAACAGCAUGGCUCCAGGAACCCAGUGAAGUUUUGCAGGCAGCCACAGCCCAGGGGCAGAGGAGUGACGGCGGGCACAGCCCAAGCCUCGUGGCGGUGGCAAGCAUUGGGGCCAGCAGCACAGCCCUGGAGUGGCCAUGGGGCAGCGAUGCAUGGACAAGGUGGCCUCGUUCCUCUUCGAGUAUGACACCCCCCGCAUGGUGCUGGUGCGGAACAAGAAGGUGGGACUGACCUUCCGGCUGAUCCAGCUCAUCGUCCUGGCGUACAUCAUAGGGUGGGUUUUCCUCUACGAGAAGGGCUACCAGACACAGGACAGCAUCAUCAGCUCCGUUUCAGUGAAGCUCAAGGGCCUGACACUGACCAACGAGAGCACCUUGGGUCCACACAUCUGGGACGUGGUGGAUUAUGUCUUCCCACCCCAGGGGGACAGUUCUUUUGUGGUGAUGACCAACUUCAUUAUCACACCUGGACAGAAACAAGGAACCUGCCCUGAGCUGCCGGAUGCUGGUCUCUGCAGCCGGGACAGCGACUGCAGUAAGGGGACAUACGGCCGCCAGGGACAAGGAAUCAUGACAGGCAAAUGCGUUAAUUUCAACACUUCCGUGAAGACCUGUGAAAUCUUCGGCUGGUGCCCUGUUGAAGUUGAUUACCACGUCCCCAACCCUGCCCUGUUGUCAGAAGCGGAGAAGUUCACCUUGUUCAUCAAGAACAGUAUCACCUUCCCCAAGUUCAAAGUGUCCAGGCGCAACUUAGUGGAGAGUGUCACCACACAGUACCUGAAGAAAUGCACUUACCACAAAGUCACCGACUCCUUGUGCCCUGUGUUUGACCUGGGAUACAUCGUGAAGGAAUCAGGUCAAAAUUUCAGUGUGCUGGCUGUGAAGGGCGGUGUGGUGGGCAUCACCAUCGACUGGAACUGUGACCUGGACUGGCCUGUCCAGUACUGCAAACCUGUUUACCAGUUCCACGGCCUGUACAAUGACGGCAGCAACGUUUCGCCAGGCUUCAAUUUCAGAUAUGCCAAAUACUACAGAGAAGAUGGGAUGGAAAAGAGGACGCUGUACAAGGUGUUUGGGAUCCGAUUUGACAUCCUGGUGAAUGGCAAGGCGGGCAAAUUUGACAUCAUCCCCACCAUGACCACAAUUGGCUCUGGGAUUGGUAUUUUUGGAGUGGUAAGUUUGGAUGUUUCCAGCUCUCAUAUAACUUCAUUACCCCUGGCUGUGACACCCAGGGGAUGGGCACAGGGGAAGGAGGUGACCCCAUACACCCUGUUCCUGCUGUGGGGAGUGCUGUCCUACAGAGCAUCCUGGGAUCCUGAUCCUGAUGCAAGACAUAAAAACUUCUGCAUGAUCCUAAGGGCCUCUGUCCUCUGCGACCUGCUCCUGCUGCAUUUUCUCCAAGGACGGGACUACUACAAGCAGAAGAAGUUCAAGCACGCAGAACCGGAGCCUUCAAAGUCACAUAAGAAAGAGAAGGAGCUGGACAACACGCAGUGAGAGCAUCCACACUGCCCGACAGACCUGCACCCUCUUCCUCCUCCUCCUUCUCUUCCAAAACGCAGUUGUCAUCCCCAUCACCAGCCUCAAGGCAGCAGGAGCAGUGUCCAGUGCUGGCUCACAGGAAUGCUGUGCACAGGGCUUGCUGUGACGCUGGGGCAGGUGGCACCUGCAUGGGCCACUGGGGACCUGCUCUCACUAAGGCACCCACAGGACCUCCACCAGCCUUGUGUGGGGUGCUGGACCCAUGCUGGGGUGUCCUGUACCCUAAGCCCCUGCAGCCUUGGGCAGAUCCACAUUGAGGAGAGGGGAUGGAAGGAAAGCCAGUGAGAACCAUGCUCUGUCCCUCAGCAUGGGAGAAAAAGAGUUGUUUUGUAAGAAUGUAUUUUAUUAAAAAAAAAAUAAACCUUUAGUUUUUCUACUACA